GACCCAGUGUUGUGAAACAGUACGUAAAUCGGAACACAGAACGUAUAACCCAGCUAAAUUAACUACCUCACAUUUUCAACAAAAAUGCUUUAGUUAAAGCUAUUUCCUAAAUCACCUUCAUAUCACUCUUGCCUGCUGUCUCGUGGAAAUGUUUUCCUUUUGAAAGCAUUUUGAAAGACAAUUUUCAUUUUAAUUAUCAAACAGAGGUGUCCUGUUUUAUCUUAUGCGAUGGUAUAACAGUUUACUUUGUCGGCAGACAGAGAUAAGCGGCGAGUGCGUUCAUUUCGAGUGACCUUUCUCUCAUAAAUUGUUCGUUCGAGGUUAUUUUCUUGUGGUUUUCCAAAACAAACAUUAACAUGAGAUUAACAUUACGAUUAUUUUCUUCCGUUGUUCAGAAACGACCAUUUUUCGUUUCUACGCCGAUCUUCUAUGUGAAUGCCGCCCCUCACCUAGGGCACCUGUACUCUGCGGUGGUGGCGGACGCCAUACAAAGGUUCGAGAAGCUGACAGACCCCAACUGCAAUGUCUUAUUUAGCACAGGCACCGACGAGCACGGUACCAAGAUCCAGCAAGCGGCCGCAAGAGCCGGGCAAGCACCAGCCGACUACUGCUCCGCCAUCUCGGAGGAAUACCGCCGGCUCUUCGCGGAGUACAACGUGGAACACACGGACUUCGUCAGGACCACGGAGGAUAGGCACAAGAAGGCUGUGGCUCACUUCUGGAACGAGUUGGUAGAAGGCGGUCACAUCUAUAAAGCCGUGUAUUCUGGCUGGUACAGUGUCAGCGACGAGAGCUUCGUGCCCGAGGCGCACACGAGGGAGGUCGUGCAGAACGGACGGAAGAUGCAGGUGUCUGCGGAGACGGGGCACGAGGUGGAGUGGACCGAGGAACCCAACUACAUGUUCCGGCUGAGCGCCUUCCGGGAACACUUGCUGCGGUGGCUCAAGACAGAUGGAGUAAUAACGCCCAGCAAGUUCCAAAAACAGCUACAGGAACAGCUAGAGCGGGAACCGUACUUCCCCGACAUCUCCGUCAGCCGACCCGCCUCGCGGGUCCACUGGGCUAUUCGGGUGCCAGGAGACGAAGAGCAGAGUGUGUACGUGUGGCUGGACGCGCUGGUCAACUACCUGACCGCGACCGGAUAUCCGGACGAGGAGACUACGCGAGCCCGCGGCCGCGCCUGGCCCGCCGACGUGCAUGUCGUGGGGAAGGAUAUACUCAAAUUCCACGGUCUAUACUGGCCGGCGUUCCUGAUGGCGGCGCGGCGGCACCCGCCGCGCGCGCUCGUGUGCCACGCGCACUGGACCGUCCACCACGUCAAGAUGUCCAAGUCUCUGGGCAACGUCGUGUGUCCGAGGGACGCGCCCGUCACUGGCGACGCGCUAAGAUACUUCCUGCUCAGGGAGGGCACGUUACACAGCGACGCCAAUUACAGUGAGAGCAAGUUAAUAAACAUAGUGAACUCGGAGCUGGCGGACACUUUGGGCAACCUGGUGUCCCGCUGCUGCGGCGCCGCGCUCAACCCGCGAGGCGAGUUCCCCGCGCUGCACAAGGCCGAGGCGGCACAACUCGCCAGGCGGGAUGUCACACAAGCGUUACUAACACGAGUGGAAAGAUUGCCAGACCAAUGUCGCGAGUAUUACUCCACGUACCAGUUCUACAAGGCGGUGGACGAGACCAUCGCCGCCCUGCACGCCUGCAACCUGUUCUUCGAAGCUCUCAAGCCGUGGGAACUGCGCAAGGAGAACCGCCAACGCGAGCUGGACGUAGUCCUGCACCUGGCCCUGGAGACGUUGCGGGUGUCCGCCAUCGUGCUGCAGCCCGUCGUCCCGCAGCUGGCCGCCAGUCUGCUGGACCGGCUGCAGGUACCCAGGGACUGCAGGAGCUGGGAGCACUGCCAGGUGACCUUGCAGGAGAACCGCCAACGCGAGCUGGACGUAGUCCUGCACCUGGCCCUGGAGACGUUGCGGGUGUCCGCCAUCGUGCUGCAGCCCGUCGUCCCGCAGCUGGCCGCCAGUCUGCUGGACCGGCUGCAGGUACCCAGGGACUGCAGGAGCUGGGAGCACUGCCAGACGGCGUCGUGGCUGGUGGCGGGCGCCAUCCACGAGACGAAGCACAUCCGCGGCGGCAAGUUCGUGCUGUUCCCGCGCGUGUGUGCGCACAGGAAGCCUGCGCCCGCGCCGCAAGGCCACAAGAGCGCCGCGCUGUGA
Messenger RNA from Cydia amplana, 2210 nucleotides. RefSeq names its product methionine--tRNA ligase, mitochondrial (gene MetRS-m). Gene Ontology annotation, biological process: methionyl-tRNA aminoacylation. NCBI's taxonomy places the organism in Eukaryota, Metazoa, Arthropoda, Insecta, Lepidoptera, Tortricidae. The record is from RefSeq and is a predicted model, not a curated record. Gene Ontology annotation, molecular function: ATP binding; methionine-tRNA ligase activity.